CAGCAGCACGUAGCGCUCCAUGGCCGGCCGGGCCGCGGCGGGCGCCGCUCCGAAGGUCCCGCGCUGCCGCCCGGCACCGCCCUCCGCAGGGCAGCGCUUCCGCUUCCCGCGGCCGCGGCCGGCGCUCCCUGCGCGCCCCGCGCGGCAUGGCGAGCUACAGCCGGGCCGCCCAGCAAUGGGCUACUUUUGGUAGAGCCUGGUACCUCCUCGAUGCGAAGAUGCAGCCCCCAGGAAAACUAGCAGCUGCCACUGUCAUCAGACUCGAAGGCAGACAUAAACCUAUUUAUCAUGCACUAAAUGACUGUGGAGAUCACGUUGUCAUAAUAAAUACAAGACAUAUUGCCUUCUCUGGCAACAAAUGGGAACAGAAAGUAUAUUCUUCACAUACUGGUUAUCCUGGUGGUUUUAAGCAAGUGACAGCCACUCAGCUCCAUUUGAAGGAUCCAACUGCUAUUGUUAAACUGGCUGUUUAUAGAAUGCUUCCAAAAAACCUUCAGAGAAGAACUCUGAUGCAGAGGCUACACCUGUUCCCUGAAGAUGUUAUUCCAGAAGAUAUAGAGAAGAACCUUCUACAAGAGAUUCCUCAGCCACGUGCAGUCCCCAAGAGGUUGGAUGAAUAUACACCAGAAGAAAUUGCUGCCUUUCCGAAGGUUUGGACUCCACCUAAAGAUUUUCGAAGGAAGUAAUAAGAAUGAAAGAAGUGCCAUCAAGAGUGUCUCUCCUCUUUCAAAGAAAAUUCUUCUAAUAUGGAAGCAUCUGUGUGGCUCAGUCAGCCCUUCUAUACUGAAUGUUUCUGACAGCUGUUAGCAAAUUUGGCUUGGUGAGAUUAUAGAAAUCACUGUAUUUGAAACAUCUAAGAUUAGGUAUUAUCUUGUCAAUGCCAUCUGUACUCUGCAUUGUAUGAUCUGGUAUUUUUUCAUGACAUUUGAUUUGAUACUGUUAUUAAAGAAUGAAUACCUUUGUAAUGAGUACUUGCAUCUCAUAAAACACAUUGACUAUUGCUAUGAAGCAGCUCACUGAUGACAACCCAGUGUAGAACAGAUUUCCUUAAAGAGCUUGUUGAAAUAACAGGUAUUAAAGGCAGAUAAACAGAGAGAUACUUUAUCUUUUUUCCUCCCUUCAGCCUCAAACUGAUUUUCAUUCAAGUCACAGGAACAUGCCUUACCUACUUUAAGGAACAUAUUGCAGAACAGAGAAGCAUUUUUAUUAUGAAAACUAAAUGAGGAAACCAGACUUAAGUGUUGAAUGACUUUAAAAAAGUCUUAAAAUUCACUUCACUUUUGCAAGCUACUUCCCUGAAAUUCCUGUCUGCUUUCCUGCUCUGAAAACCCUCAAGCCAAAGGUGUUCUGUAGAUAAGUAAAGCACCUGUUGUUUUCUGUGUAGUAGGAAAUGCUGGUACAUUGUGUGCCAAAUUUUACAAUGUCUAGUGAGGAGAAUUUGAGUAUUCUACAUCUGUUUCAUACAAGCAUCAUACAAGAAGAAAACCAGUUGUUUAUUUAUAACCAUAUUUCAUUGCAUUAAAUAAAGGUUUGAUAUUGGGCCUUUCUUUGACAUUCAUAUGGGCUUAUCCCAGGAAAAAUUCCCACCUAGUGAAUGUGCAGCCUUCACUUCCAAGUUAGUUAGUACACUGCAUUAACUAGUGAAAGUAUUUUUGAAAGGCCUGGGUUACAGUAAAUGCUCUUUUCUGUGUAAGGACAGUUUAUUGGUAAGAUCUGUGUGGCAUCAACUGUUCAUCAUGUGCUGAAUCCUUCAGUCAGCAGCUUCACUUUCUUAGGUGGUCUGGAAAAAAUAGGAGACAUUCUUGAUUAUUCAGAGACUGGAUUUUGGAGAAAAUCCUGACAGAAUGGGUUUUACUUCUUUUGGCAAACAUACAAUUCCUGAAUAGUAUUUUUAUAAUUGGGUGGAGCACAGAGUAACUAGUUACUUACUCUAUUACUGUCUAGUUACUCUAAUAAAGAGUAACUACUACCCUAAUAAAGAGUACUCUAAUAAAGAGUAACUCUAAUAAAGAGUGACUAUAUAUGAUUAAUGAUACCAGCAGCAUUCUGGUCAGCAUGGUGCCAGUAAAUGGCACAGUAAAUAGAAAGUUAAAAUAAAUUACCUACUGCAAUUGAAUCUUGUGCUUUAGUAUAUAAAUUGUUAUAAAAUUUGAAUGAGUAUGGCUACUGUAUUUUCCCCAAGUCAUUUGUUUAAUUGACUCCAUGUACAUCAUAUGGUGUGAGGAGGAGGUGGCAGUGGCAGCCUGUUGUGCAGGUGUGCAGCACAGGGGAUCCCUCAGGCCCAGAGCACCCAAAUUUCUGUGAGCUGGGCGUGCUGUGCUGCUUCCAGCUGCUCCCCCAGCCCAGGAGACUGGUGUGGGAGCUGUUGGACUGGCACAGCACAGGGGACACUGACUGCACACCACAAGCACCCUCAGGGAUUUGGUCGGGCUGUUCAUGGAGUAGGUAUCAACAAUUGCCUUAUUGUGAUUAUGCUGUAUCCCUACAUCCCUGGUGUUGCCCUGUGUUCUCAUCAGUCUCUGCAGUCCCAAAAGAACCUGAGAUUUGAUAUAGUGUUGCAGGCCAGCCAGUCAUGACUAAUGUAUUGUGCACUGUUAGCAGGAGACUCAAAGUCUUCCAAAGACAAAACAGGCAGAAUUGCUUGAAAAAAAGCUGAUUUUUUCCAUCAGUGACCUUCUCUGUCCCUACCACAGGACCUGCAGGUCAGCAUAUCUCAAGCAGAACUCUAAGCUGUUUGUAGAACAUGGAUGGGAGUGGGCUAACCGGGGAGGGGCAGAAGGAGUUUGCAGUUGGAGUAAAUUAACAUGGGUGUUGACAGCCAAUGCCAGCAGGGAAAUUAAAAUUAACCCUGUGACCCCAGGCAUUACUGUAUUUAGUUUUAAUAAUACUUCUGAGUAUCAGUUGCUUGUGCCAGGCUGUGGUACCUGCUUGGGGCCAAGACAGCCAUGAGGCUGUCUUGUGUUCUGUCAAGUGGGGUUAAGCUGCUAAAAAAUAAAGUCCAUAAACUACA
This is a messenger RNA of Zonotrichia leucophrys gambelii, 3010 nucleotides long. RefSeq names its product mitochondrial ribosomal protein L13 (gene MRPL13). Gene Ontology annotation, cellular component: mitochondrial large ribosomal subunit; ribosome. Gene Ontology annotation, biological process: translation; negative regulation of translation. Gene Ontology annotation, molecular function: structural constituent of ribosome; mRNA binding. NCBI's taxonomy places the organism in Eukaryota, Metazoa, Chordata, Aves, Passeriformes, Passerellidae. The record is from RefSeq and is a predicted model, not a curated record. The transcript has 7 exons. The coding region runs from base 147 to 686 and encodes 179 amino acids.